Molecule: messenger RNA, 2874 nt
Organism: Bipolaris oryzae ATCC 44560
Lineage: Eukaryota; Fungi; Ascomycota; Dothideomycetes; Pleosporales; Pleosporaceae
Exons: 4
Coding region: 1-2874 (957 amino acids)
Molecular function (GO): hydrolase activity
Source: RefSeq, a predicted model, not a curated record
AUGCCCGUCAAUACGAUUUCUGUGGGCGCUGCUGUUACGCCCACCAUUAUUCAGACAUAUCUCUCACAUUACCUCAACCGUCGGCCCUUGUCGCAGAAGCCUACAGCGCACAUAUCCUACCACGAAGGCCUCGAGCUCAUUCGCCGUUUCCUCCACUAUGCCUCACUACAUACUGUCGAUGAAUUGCAAGUAUUCACCUCGCAGUGGGUCCCGGUUCCGCGCUGGGUACAUGUAAAUGAAGUGGAAAUCUCAAGCCGUCUGUUACAGCGUUCUGCCGAGCUCAUUUCCGCUCAAUUAGGCCCCAAAGGCAUCAAGGCCGUUGGAGGAGAACAAUGGUGGCAGUGGCGGCGCGAGGGAACCACACUAAAGGCAGAAUGGAUUGAGAUGCGCAAGGAUUAUGAGGCGAGAAAGCAAUUGGCAAUUCACAAGGGCGAUCGUAUCAUGCUAUACGUUCAUGGCGGUGCCUACUUCUUUGGCAGUGUAGAUGAGCAUCGCUAUCAAAUGCAAAGACAUGCACGCAAACUCAAAGCUAGGGUUUUGGCCCCAAAAUACCGGCUUGCGCCACAAUUUCCGUUUCCAUGCGGUUUGCAUGACUGUUUGGCCGUAUACCUCUACCUUCUCGAAGAGAGGCAUGAUCCGACUACCAUUAUUCUUGCCGGUGACUCCGCGGGCGGAGGAAUGGUCUUGAGCAUGCUGGUAACGCUGCGUGACCAAGGCAUACCUCUACCCGCAGGAGCGAUCUUGAUUAGUCCUUGGGUUGAUCUGACGCAUAGCUUUCCAAGUCUAGGUGGCGACGGCAAGAUGGAUUAUAUCCCGCCUCACGGGUUCUUACAUAAACCUAGCAUCAGUUGGCCACCUCCAAAUGCAGACGACAUGCUUGAAAUCGAAACAUCGGCAAAAGGAGGAACUGAGAAGGAUGACGAGACAAAGAAGGCCAAAGACCGCGAAGAAACCAAAGACCAAAAAGCAGACCGCGUACGCGGAUUCUCCGUCACCUCCAACGAUCGUCCUGUCCUCGAAAAUGGCUCGAAGCCUUCUGGUACGGGCCAUGACGCCGAUGUUUGGAUCUCGCCCGACGGCAAGUACAGCGUAGGACCAAAGAGUCAGCUUUCGGUGCAGCUCGAAGAUGUGCGAGUCGAGAUUAAGGAUCAGAUCCAGUUGUACACUCCCAACCACAUGUUGACACACCCUCUGAUUUCACCAGCUCUGCAACCAACACUCGGGGGCCUACCGCCUUUGCUGAUUCAGACAGGAGGUGGUGAGCUACUUAGAGAUGAGCAGAUCUACCUUGCCCACAAAGCUGCACAACCACUCGCCUACAUACCACCGCCGUCCAAUAACCAAACUGCAGAAGAGAUUCAGGCUCAAGUAGCCAACUACAAACCAACCAAUGUUCAACUCCAGGUCUGGGAUGACUUAUGCCAUGUGUGCCCCACUCUCAGCUUUACGCGGCCAGCCAAACACAUGUACCGCAGUAUUGCUCAGUUCGGUGCCUGGGCACUUGCACGUGCACAAAAGAAGUCCAUUGACAUACUCGACGACGACGAGAUUUCCUAUCUGAGUAGUGAUUCAAGCUCUUCAUCAGAAUCAGAAAGAGCUGACCCAGAUGUUUCAUCCAAUGGUGCAAACACAUCGAAUGCGAAUGCUCCACAGAAUGAUUCGACAACUGAAAAGAAGGGAGAGGCGGAAGCUCGCGUGGGCAGAGCUGGUGACCCGAUUCCGCCUUUCGAAAAUCAUAUGAUUCGUCAACGCGUUGACAGACAUGGGCGAAUCUAUCCACUCGCCGCCAAGGAAGACCUCCCUGCUCUCAAUAUUCCCAGCACUGAUGUUGGCGUGCCAAAAACGGGCCCCGUGAGCAAAUGGAUGAAGGCACAGACGCAGUGGAAUUCGAAGUUUGCAAAGCAGAAGAUCAAGAUCCAGAAGCAGAGGAUCGAGGAUAUGCGAAGAGGUUUCGAGGGCUUUGAUGGAGAAACACCACCCCCUACAGCCCUCGCUGGAAGACGGGUCAAGGGAAUGAAGAAUGAAAAGGCUAAAAAGAAGAGUUGGGGCCUGUCAAUGUGGUCUAUCUGGGGCAGUUCACAUGAUCAAGCUACCAUUGUACGAGAAGGAAAAGCAGAGCAGGGUACUGCUGAGCCAACAAACACUGUGCAAGCUCCACAGGCUUCAGAUACAGAUGGUGCAACGGAAAGCAAGUCCAAGCGAAGCCGUACAACUGGACUAUCCAUGCCGAAUUUCAAACGCGCGAGGUCACGCUCUCGCGUUUCGGCUGUUACCGAUCGGGGCCAGGCCGACAUGGCCAUGGACGAUCUGUCCCAGAUGGACCUACCAAAACCCGGGCUUGCCGACGCAACAAGACUGGCACCUGAGCGUGCUGCAUCGGGCCUACCAUCGCUCACUGUCGAACAAGAUCAUCAGACCUCCACGCCGAAUGUCAUAGCCUCAGACAACCCUGCAUUACCCAGUACCAUCAUUCCCAGUACUGAUACCCUGACGACACGCCCUACAGCAGGUGGCAUCGCGUAUCCAUUCCGUCUCAAGGUCGAUGGAGCAGAAGGAAGAGACGUCAAUGCUAGCACGGUUACACUUGCCAGCGUAAACAUUACUACACCCCCGCCUCGAGAUUCAAACGAGUUUGAGAAACAGCUUGGGAAUCCUGCAUCAAUUUCCGAGACCAUGGAUGAUCAAGUGCAAAAGGAGCAGGGAAAGGAAAGUAAGCACAGUUCAAGCACCGGAAAAGGGGCGGGACUUUUUAGCGAUGGAGUCGAAAGACCAGAGUCCGACGAGGAGAAGAAGGUGGAGCGCCCGCCUGUAGAGAGAUUUGAGACCGCAAAAGAAGACCUCAGUGCUCUUGCUGCAGGCGAUGCGAAGUUGUAA